Molecule: messenger RNA, 1728 nt
Organism: Oncorhynchus keta (chum salmon)
Lineage: Eukaryota; Metazoa; Chordata; Actinopteri; Salmoniformes; Salmonidae
Product: RING finger protein 212B-like
Exons: 13
Coding region: 171-914 (247 amino acids)
Biological process (GO): protein sumoylation; homologous chromosome pairing at meiosis; reciprocal meiotic recombination
Cellular component (GO): synaptonemal complex
Molecular function (GO): SUMO transferase activity
Source: RefSeq, a predicted model, not a curated record
CAACGACGCGCGCGCAUUCAACGGUACCAACACCCUGCAGUGCAGGAGAACAGGACUAGUUGCUACAGUAAAAAUAUAAAAUAAAGCAGACUUUUCAGCUCCUCAUCUUCGGUUGAUGGUCAACAUUUCAAAACUAAGAUUCAAGAGCUAGUCAAGAACAAGGCAUUAGGAUGGACUGGUUCCACUGUAACAGCUGCUUCCGAAGAGAGGGGCAGAACUUUGCUGUCUCCAGCUGUGGUCACAUCUGCUGUGAAGGCUGCAUCAACCCUAAUAAAAAACAUUGCACUGUGUGUGGAGCCAGCUGCAAUUACCUGGCCAUCUCAGACCAGAUGAAGCCUCAGGAGCAGGUGUUCUUCAAAGACCCUGUUAAGCUCAUUCAGUCUCGUCUGGAGCACAUAGCACAGAUUGCUCUAUUCCAGCGAAGGCAGAAGGAAAGGGUCAUUGUCUACUUCAAGAACAAAUCUAUGGAGCUGGAGAGGAGACUGAAGGAUGUCACAGAUCAGUGUUACAGGCAAGUUUUAGAGCUGAAAAGAGAGAAUGCCGAGUUGAAGAAACCUCUCUCUCAGAGGAGGGCAUCACCUGGACAAUUUCAAACAAAUGGCAGUGCCCAAAGGAUGUCUCUCCCAGUGGCUGUUACCUCCCCAGUCACCCCUCGCUCACGUCCUGUUAGCCACCAAGGCUUUGCUGAAACCCAGGAGAGAUUCAGAGAUAGAAACCCUAGGCUCACCCUCGCAACUCCGCCUGGUUCUGCCACAUCAAUCUCCAGCCUUGGCUCUCUGCACGAGCGUGGUGGCUUCAGGACUCCCACCAUUAUUAACACUCCCACCCGGUCUGAGAAUCUGACUCCAAACAUUUUCCAGUUCUUGACUGGGUCAUCACUGCACUCCCCAAGGCCUUUCAGAAAUGGCCAGUAAACUGGUAGGUUAUUGUUUCAUACUGAAUUCAUUUAAAUUCCAGUGACAAAAUUGAGAUCCAGUUAAAUUUAGGUUUUAAAUUAAGUAGCUCCUAAAGUGACUGGAGUUGAAAUGGCAAAGACCCAACUUUGAUUUCAGUAUGUGUCCUUAAGCAUUUUGGCAUAGUUCUUUUUUUCUGCAGAAUCUGAUGAACAGCUGACCCUGAUUUCAGAAAGUGCAGGGAAGCAGUUAACACACACAAUGUUUUUUUAAAUGUUUUUUUUACUUGUUUCGAGUGAUGUAGUUGUGCAAAUGUUAAAUUGAACAUAAUACAACAUUAAAAAGACAUGCUCCGGUACUUUGGCAAACAAAGUAUAUAUAUAUGUUUAAACCUCCCGCUUUGGGAUGUGUCAAAGUGUAGUUCAUAUAUGCAUAAUCUAUGAGCAGAAUUACUGUCUUCAAUUCAAUUAGCCACAAAAUCCCUAGUUUGAAAAUACUUUUCUUGAAACUGUGCAGCACCAUUUCCCCUACAUUUCACCCCACGUGGGCCAGCCUCUUAACAAUUUGAGUUCUAGCCCUUGCAUUGAGUGGAAGCUAGCAAGAGGCCUGCCCAGCAUUAUCCAAUGAGGUUGCAGGACGGGCCCAACAACUCAGGGGAAACAGUAGAGAGCAAUGAGGUGGUGCACAUAUGUGACGUAGUACGCAAUUUUCAGGGACCACUUUUGGAUUUGGAGUGUUACUUUCACAACUACUAGAUAUAAAAUAUACAAAAGUACGGGAGAAUCUGACUUUUGAAAUUAGUGCCAUGUGUCCAGUUAAGUAAAACAUUGAAAAA